AUGCAAUCUUUUGCAGACAUAUUGAUAACCACUGUUCUUGAAACUGCUCAGGUCUCAGAAAAAGUUGUCUGGCUGUAUGGUGACAGAGGAAGGCUGUGGUUAUUUGUCUUCAGCUCUGAGUUCAAACCCCUCACACCUGAGAGAGCUGGAUCUGAGCUACAAUCACCCAGGACAAUCAGGAGUCCAGCUGCUCAAACACAAACUGGAGGAUCCAAACUGUUCACUGCAGAUUCUCAAUUUGGACCAUGGAGGCCUUUUAGAAUCACUCCGGGACUGAGAAAAUAUGCCUGUGACUUCACACUGGAUCCAAACACAGCAAACACUUGCAUCAUUCUGUCCGAUGAGAACAGAACAGCAACAUAUGUGAAAGAGCCACAGCCAUAUCCUGAUCAUCCAGAGAGAUUUGUUGGUGGUGAGCGGGUUCUGUGUGGAGAGGGUCUGGAUGGACGCUGUUACUGGGAGGUUGAAUGGAGUGGCUGGGGUCAUGCAGCAGUGGCAUAUAAAGGAAUCAGAAGGAAGGGAGGCAGUAACUGUAGGUUUGGAUAUAAUGACAAAUCCUGGAGUCUGGACUGCUCCGAUAGCAAAUACACUGUCUGGCACAAUAAUAAACGAACUGACUUAUCUGCUCCUUCACCCCUAUCUAACAGAGUAGGAGUGUAUGUGGACGUGCCGUCUGGCAUUUUGUCCUUCUACAGCGUCUCUGACACACACACACUCACACACUUAGACACAUUCAACACCACAUUCACUGAACCCCUCUAUGCUGGAUUCAGGGUUUAUGAGUCCUCACUGACUCUGUGUCAAAUUACACAAUCAAGACACAGCCUAUAACUAACAGAUACUCAAUUUCAAACUGAUUACACUCAAAAGUAAAGCAUUAUAACCUGGAGUUAAUUUUUAUGGUGAUUAUUUUCACUUUUAUCUUAUAGUGAAAAGUUACUUUUCAGUUUUUUUUGUUUUUUUUUUUACUAGAAUGAAAAACUUUGGUAAAAAUUUUACCUAAUUUGACUCACCAUAGCCUCUCAGUGGACAGUUCUCUUUGUACUGUACUAACGGUGUUGUUUACCUAUGCAUUUAAGCUAUGAAUAUUUUCUUCUGGGACUUCUGGGAUUGACAUCAGUGUUUAUUUUUACAAAUUAUAAAUGUUUUGGCCAGGAAUUAUGAUGAGAGAAUUUUUGGGGGAGGAAAGUGUGCCUUUAACUGUCUCUUAUCUGCAUGCUAGGCCCAUGCCACAGAAGAAAGCUGUAAUGGCACUAUACUCUGUAAUUGGAAGUAAUGUUAAUGUUAUAUAAUUUAGGAGUUUAUUUUUAUUUGAUCUCUUUGUUUAUUUUUACAGGUAGUUCAAAUGGGCUAUUCAGUGUUACAUUUUCUGUACUUUCUUUUACAAACUAAUAAAAUGA
Messenger RNA from Labeo rohita (rohu), 1400 nucleotides. RefSeq names its product stonustoxin subunit beta-like. The transcript is spliced from 4 exons. Gene Ontology annotation, molecular function: protein binding. Bases 1 to 831 code for a protein of 276 amino acids. The record is from RefSeq and is a predicted model, not a curated record. Lineage: Eukaryota; Metazoa; Chordata; Actinopteri; Cypriniformes; Cyprinidae.